Molecule: messenger RNA, 1282 nt
Organism: Loxodonta africana (African savanna elephant)
Lineage: Eukaryota; Metazoa; Chordata; Mammalia; Proboscidea; Elephantidae
Product: ribonuclease 7
Exons: 1
Coding region: 754-1221 (155 amino acids)
Biological process (GO): defense response to fungus; defense response to Gram-negative bacterium; defense response to Gram-positive bacterium
Molecular function (GO): nucleic acid binding; RNA nuclease activity
Source: RefSeq, a predicted model, not a curated record
CCUGGGAUACGGGAUGGGUAAGGAGAGAGGAUAGAGAAGGGGUGAACUCUGGCCAGAAUAAGGUUACACUCAGGUGAGUGAUAAGAUAGACAAAGGAGGGACUCAACAUGGAGGGGAUGAGGACACACAUAGGGGAGAAAGGAGAGUGAUGUUGGAGGAUGGAAGCACAAAAUAGAAAAAAAUGAGGACAUGGGGGAGGUGGGGAAGGGGACUUGGAGGGGACUAGACACAAAAAGAGAGGAUAGAGGCAUAGAGGCAUGAGAACGCAAAGGAGUUGGCGAUGUCAGGGAGAGGAGACAGAACAGAGAGAAGCAACAGGGACAGAAUGAAGGAAGAUAGGGAUACAAGGUGAGGGGGAAAGGGUCACAGAAUUAGGGGGUGGGGGUCAAGGUGUGUGUGGGUACCCAGAGGGGGAAGGGAUGAGACUUAGGGCAAGGAAAAGAGACAACAGGAUAAGGACGUGGUGAUUAGCUGGUAUAACUCAUCGUCAAGUUGAUUCCAACUCAUGGCACUCCAUGUAUUACACAGUAGAACUGCUCCAUAGGGUUCUCUUGGCUAUAAUCUUUACGGAAGUAGAUCACCAGGCUUUUAUUUUGCAGUGCAGCUGGGUGGGUUCAAACUGCAAACCUUUAGGUCAGUAGACAAGCACAAAACUUUUGUGCCACCCAGGGACCCUUAUUUCUCAAUUGAACAUUGUGUGCUCUCUCUUCCCAGCGACCCUAACCCUCCAUUUGACUGUCCCUCCUAAGAGAGAUGACACCAGCCAGAGCAGGAUUCUGGCCCCUGCUGCUCCUGCUGCUGGGGCUGUGGGUAGCCAAUGUCCCAGUCAGUGCCAAACCAAAGGACAAGACUCCAGCUCAGUGGUUUGAAAUUCAGCACGUGCAGCCUCACCCUCGAGGAUGCAAUGCUGCGAUGGGCAGCAUCAACAAGGACAAAAAACACUGCAAAGGUCUCAACACCUUCCUGCACGAUUCCUUCUCCAGUGUGGCCACCACCUGCAAGAACCCCACCAUAGCCUGCAAGAACCAUCGAAAAAACUGCCACAAGAGCCGAGGGCCUGUGUCCCUGACCAUCUGUGUGCACACCUCGGGGAAGUACCCCAACUGCAAGUACAAAGAGCAAAGCAAGAAAGCAUCCUACAUAGUGGCCUGUGACCCUCCCCAGAAAAGUGACUCUGGGCACUUCCAGCUGGUUCCUGUGCACUUGGACAAAGUCUUUUAGGCUUCUAGUUCUCCUUACUCCUUGGCUGUGCCUUUAUUCCCUCUCCAAGCCUUUGCACCAU